Messenger RNA from Astyanax mexicanus (Mexican tetra), 11240 nucleotides. RefSeq names its product sodium channel, voltage gated, type VIII, alpha subunit b (gene scn8ab). Gene Ontology annotation, cellular component: voltage-gated sodium channel complex; plasma membrane; axon. The transcript has 27 exons. The coding region runs from base 479 to 6421 and encodes 1980 amino acids. Gene Ontology annotation, molecular function: protein binding; voltage-gated sodium channel activity. Gene Ontology annotation, biological process: sodium ion transmembrane transport; membrane depolarization during action potential; neuronal action potential. NCBI's taxonomy places the organism in Eukaryota, Metazoa, Chordata, Actinopteri, Characiformes, Acestrorhamphidae. The record is from RefSeq and is a predicted model, not a curated record.
ACCACCACCAGCAUUAGCAGCAGCAUCCUCUCUCCACGAGCUCGUUCUAAAGCUGAACGUUCACUUUUUCACUUUCCAUCCCAGCUGCCGCCUGUAUACGGACUCCAUUAGUGUCUACGAAACACGAAACGAAGCGAUGAUCACCAAGAUCCAACAAAACGCACCGUGCUGCUGGAGGACAAACGCUGCGAUGAUGCUGCUUCUGCUGCUGUAACUCACUCUCUCAUACACUGUUUGGUGGAAUCCAGAAAGCUCGGGGCCGGUUUUAGGGCUCUGCCAGCACUGAUUUCAUCUUUAAACCUGUUCUGUUUGUGGUAGGACAGAAAUUCUUGGAGUAUUCUGGAGUGUUUCCACUUUUUGGACGCCCCCUGCGCGGCGGCGGCGGCAGGCGCGGGAUUUUUAGCACCUGAGCGCGCGCACACAGCUCGCUGUCCUGGAUGACUUCUAAAUAAAGAGGGCGCUGCUGCAGGAUGACAAUAUGGCUGCGCCGCUGCUCGCACCCCCAGGCCCAGACAGCUUUAAGAGGUUCACCCCGGAGACUUUGGCCAACAUCGAGAAGCGCAUCGCUGAGGAGAAGAAAAAGAAACCUGUCAAGCCCAGAUCAGACAGCAGUCACCGCGAUGAUGACGACGAAAGUGGCCCUAAGCCCAACAGUGAUCUGGAGGCGGGGAAGAGUCUGCCCUUCAUCUAUGGGGACGUUCCUUCGGAAAUGGUGGCAGUGCCUCUGGAGGACUUGGACCCCUUCUAUUUGAACAAGAAAACCUUUAUAGUGCUAAACAAAGGGAAAACGCUCUUCCGUUUCAGUGCCACGCCCUCGUUGUAUAUCAUUAGUCCUUUUAGCCUGUUCAGGCAAAUAGCUAUUAAAAUUUUGAUACAUUCAUUGUUUAGCAUGAUCAUUAUGUGUACAAUUUUGACCAACUGUGUGUUCAUGACAUUCAGCAAUCCGCCAGAAUGGUCCAAGCAAGUAGAAUAUACCUUCACAGGGAUCUACACCUUCGAGUCCCUCACAAAGAUUGUGGCUCGAGGUUUUUGUAUAGAUGGCUUCACGUUUCUCAGAGACCCUUGGAACUGGCUGGACUUCAUGGUCAUCUCUAUGGCAUAUGUAACAGAGUUUGUGGACCUGGGGAAUGUGUCAGCCCUGAGAACCUUCAGGGUUCUACGAGCUCUCAAAACUAUUUCUGUGAUACCAGGACUGAAGACCAUUGUGGGGGCUUUGAUCCAGUCAGUGAAGAAGCUGUCUGAUGUGAUGAUUCUCACUGUCUUUUGUCUGAGUGUGUUCGCCCUAAUUGGCCUCCAGCUCUUUAUGGGCAACCUACGGCAAAAGUGUGUGUUCUGGCCAAUCAGCAACCUCUCUGUCACCUACUUGGCCAAUGGGAGCAAGGGCUUUGAUUUCGACGAGUAUAUCAUGAAUGACACCAACUUCUACUUCCUGCCAGGCCAAUUAGAUGCUUUGCUGUGUGGGAACAGCUCUGAUUCUGGGCGCUGUCCAGAGGGGUACACUUGUAUGAAAGCAGGCCGCAAUCCAAACUACGGGUACACCAGCUUCGACUCAUUCGGUUGGGCCUUCCUUGCUCUCUUCCGACUGAUGACACAGGACUUCUGGGAAAACCUUUAUCAGCUGACACUGCGAGCAGCAGGAAAGACGUACAUGAUCUUCUUUGUGCUGGUGAUCUUUGUGGGCUCCUUCUACCUGGUGAAUCUGAUCCUGGCUGUGGUGGCCAUGGCCUAUGAAGAGCAGAACCAGGCCACCAUCGAGGAGGCGGAGCAGAAAGAGGCGGAGUUUAAAGCUAUGUUGGAACAGCUCAAGAAACAGCAAGAGGAGGCACAGGCCAAUGCCAUGGCCACCUCAGCAGGGACAGUAUCAGAGGAUGCUGUGGAGGAUGACGGAGGAGGGCGACUGUCCCGCAGCUCCUCAGAGGUGUCCAAGCUGAGCUCCAAAAGUGCCAAGGAGCGCCGGAACAGAAAGAAAAAGAUGAGAAAGGAACAGGAGAAGGAGAAAGGGGACAGUGAGAAGGUGGUCAAAUCAGAGUCGGACGAUGGCAGCAAGAGGAGCCGUUUCCGCUUUCCUGACAACAGGCUGGGAAGGAAGACCUCCAUCAUGAACCAGUCACUGCUGAGUAUACCUGGAUCCCCCUUCAUGUCCCGUCAUAACAGUCGCAGUAGCAUCUUCAGCUUCAAAGGACGAUCGCGGGACGUUGGCUCGGAGAACGAGUUUGCAGAUGAUGAACACAGCACGGUGGAAGAGAGCGAGGAUCGCCGGGGCUCCCUCUUCAUACCGUACAGACGCAACAGCUACAGCGGCUACAGCCAGGGUUCUUCACGCAUCAACCCGCUAGCGCCGCACUCUGGCUGCAAGAGGAACAGCACGGUGGACUGCAACGGCGUGGUGUCUCUGAUCGGGCCUGGUCCCGGACGGCUUCUGCCUGAGGUGAAAAUAGAUAAGGCAGCUACUGACGACAGUACCACAGAAGUGGAUGUGAAAAGAAAACACUCAGGAUCUCUUAUGGUGUCAGUGGACCAGCUUAACACGUCAUUUGGGCGUAAAGAACGAGCCAACAGUGUGAUGACUGUCAUCACUAACACACUAGUGGAGGAGCUGGAGGAGUCUCAGAGGAAGUGUCCACCGUGCUGGUACAAGUUUGCCAACACCUUUCUGAUCUGGGAGUGUUGUCCAAUAUGGAUAAAAAUUAAGGAAAUUGUGAACCUGAUUGUGAUGGACCCAUUUGUGGAUCUUGCCAUAACAAUAUGUAUUGUGCUGAACACAGUAUUCAUGGCCAUGGAACACUACCCUAUGACGGAACAGUUUGAGAGUGUGCUGAGUGUAGGAAACCUGGUAUUCACAGGUAUCUUCACAGCUGAGAUGUUUGCGAAGCUGAUCGCAAUGGAUCCAUACUAUUACUUCCAGGAGGGCUGGAACAUAUUUGAUGGCUUUAUUGUAAGCCUGAGUUUAGUGGAGUUGGGGUUAGCUGAUGUAGAAGGAUUGUCAGUGCUCAGAUCCUUCAGAUUGUUGAGGGUCUUCAAACUGGCUAAAUCGUGGCCCACACUGAACAUGUUGAUUAAGAUCAUUGGUAACUCAGUGGGUGCCCUGGGAAACCUGACCCUGGUGCUGGCCAUCAUCGUCUUCAUCUUUGCUGUGGUGGGCAUGCAGCUGUUUGGAAAGAGCUAUAAGGACUGUGUGUGUAAGAUUGCUCAGGACUGUGAACUGCCCCGCUGGCACAUGAACGACUUCUUCCACUCCUUUCUCAUUGUGUUCCGUGUGCUGUGUGGAGAGUGGAUUGAGACCAUGUGGGACUGCAUGGAGGUGGCUGGCCAGACCAUGUGUCUGACUGUCUUCAUGAUGGUCAUGGUCAUCGGAAACUUAGUGGUGCUGAAUCUGUUCCUGGCCUUGUUGCUCAGCUCAUUCAGUGCUGAUAACCUGGCAGCCACAGAUGAUGAUGGGGAGAUGAACAACCUGCAGAUCUCAGUCAUUCGCAUUAAGAAGGGCAUUGCCUGGUUAAAAAUCCAUGUGCGACUUCUUGUGGCACAUGUUCUGAAGAAAGCUCCUCUGGAGGACGAAGACAAGCCAUUGGACGACAUGUAUGACAAGAAACUCAACAUCAUCGGCAACCACACAGGAGUAGACAUCAAAUGCGGUGACCUAGACUUUGCCAAGAACGGCAACGGCACGACCAGCGGGAUCGGCAGCAGUGUGGGGAAGUACAUGAUCGACGAGGAUCGCAUGUCCUUCAUCCACAACCCCAACCUGACCGUACGGGUUCCCAUUGCUGUGGGAGAAUCCGACUUUGAGAACCUGAACACUGAGGACUUCAGCAGUGAGUCAGAUGUGGAGAACAGCAAAGAUCUGGAUGACACCAGUUCUUCUGAGGGGAGCACGAUAGACAUAAAGCCUGAUGAGGAGGAAGUUGCAGCUGUGGAGGUUGUGGAGGAAUAUCUGGAUCCAGAGGCCUGCUGGACUGAUGCUUGUAUUGCGAGGUAUAAGUGCUGUGACGUACCCAUCACUGAGGGUUGGGGCAAGUACUGGUGGUACCUGAGGAAAACCUGCUACCUCAUUGUAGAACACAACUGGUUUGAGACCCUCAUUAUCUUCAUGAUCCUGCUCAGCUCUGGGGCUCUGGCCUUUGAAGAUGUGUAUAUUGAACAGAGGAAAACAAUCCAGAUCAUUCUAGAAUAUGCAGAUCGAGUGUUCACCUAUAUUUUCAUCCUGGAGAUGUUGCUGAAAUGGGUGGCCUAUGGCUUUGUCAAGUAUUUCACCAAUGCCUGGUGCUGGCUGGACUUCUUCAUUGUGGAUGUGUCUAUAGUCAGCCUUAUAGCUAAUGCGCUGGGGUACUCAGACCUUGGCCCAAUUAAGUCCCUGAGGACUUUGAGGGCCCUCAGGCCCCUGAGAGCUUUGUCCCGGUUUGAGGGCAUGAGGGUUGUGGUGAAUGCUCUGGUGGGGGCCAUCCCCUCCAUUAUGAAUGUGCUGCUGGUGUGUUUGAUCUUCUGGCUCAUCUUCAGUAUUAUGGGGGUCAACCUGUUUGCUGGAAAGUACUACUACUGCUUUAAUGCGACGUCAGAGGAAUACUUUGAGCCAGACGAAGUCAACAACAAGACGGAAUGUUUCAAUUUAAUCGAACAAAAUUUCACUGAGGUUCGCUGGAAGAACGUAAAGAUCAACUUUGAUAAUGUGGGUGCUGGGUACCUGGCCCUUUUGCAAGUGGCUACAUUUAAAGGUUGGAUGGACAUCAUGUAUGCAGCUGUGGAUUCCAGAAAGGUUGAGGAUCAGCCUCUCUAUGAAGACAAUAUCUACAUGUACAUUUACUUUGUCAUCUUCAUCAUCUUUGGCUCCUUCUUUACACUAAAUCUCUUCAUUGGUGUCAUCAUUGAUAACUUCAACCAACAAAAGAAAAAGUUUGGAGGUCAGGACAUCUUCAUGACAGAAGAACAGAAGAAAUACUACAAUGCCAUGAAGAAACUGGGCUCAAAGAAACCUCAAAAGCCCAUCCCCAGACCGCAGAACAAAAUCCAGGGAGUGGUGUUUGACUUUGUCAUGCAGCAAGCCUUUGACAUCUCCAUCAUGAUGCUCAUUUGUCUUAACAUGGUCACUAUGAUGGUGGAAACCGAUGACCAAUCAGACGAGACAGAGAACAUCCUGUACUGGGUCAACUUUGUCUUCAUCGUGGCUUUCACUGGCGAGUUUGUACUAAAGCUCUUUGCACUACGUCAUUACUAUUUCACCAAUGGGUGGAACAUCUUCGACUGCGUUGUGGUGAUUUUAUCUAUCGUAGGUAUGUUCCUGGCAGAUCUGAUUGAGAAAUACUUUGUGUCGCCUACCUUGUUCAGGGUUAUCCGACUGGCUCGAAUCGGCCGCAUCCUGCGUUUAAUCAAAGGAGCCAAGGGCAUCCGGACUUUACUGUUUGCCUUGAUGAUGUCACUUCCUGCCCUAUUUAACAUUGGCCUGCUGCUCUUCCUGGUCAUGUUCAUCUUCUCCAUUUUUGGCAUGUCCAACUUUGCAUACGUGAAAAGGGAGCUCGGCAUUGACGACAUGUACAAUUUUGAAACUUUUGGUAACAGUAUGAUAAUCUUGUUUAUGAUCACAACCUCAGCAGGAUGGGACGGCCUGCUGGCACCCAUCCUCAACUAUCCGCCCGACUGCAAUCCUGAGAAGGAGAACCCAGGAACCACAGUGAAGGGUGACUGUGGAAACCCUUCAGUGGGAAUCUUCUUCUUUGUAAUGUACAUCAUUGUGUCUUUCCUGAUUGUGGUAAAUAUGUACAUUGCCAUUAUUUUGGAGAACUUCAGCGUAGCCACAGAGGAGAGCGCUGACCCGUUGUGUGAGGACGACUUUGAGUCCUUCUAUGAAAUCUGGGAGAAAUUUGACCCAGAUGCCUCCCAGUUUAUCACCUUUGCCAAGCUGCCAGACUUUGCCGAUACGCUGGAGCACCCACUUCGAGUGCCUAAGCCCAAUAUAAUCGAGCUGAUCGCCAUGGAUCUACCCAUGGUCAGUGGAGACCGCAUCCACUGCCUAGACAUUCUGUUUGCCUUCACUAAACGUGUGCUGGGUGAUAGUGGCGAUUUGGACAUGAUGCGCCAGCAGAUGGAAGAGCGCUUUGUGGCAGCAAACCCGUCCAAAGUUUCGUACGAGCCCAUUACCACCACCCUGCGCCGCAAGCAGGAGGAGGUGUCGGCCGUGGUCAUCCAGAGGGCGUACCGAGCUCACCUGGCUCGCAAAGGCUUCGUGUGCAAACGCCGACCCGCCAACAACAAGCUGGAAAACGGAGGGACAAAUCAGGAGAAGAAGGAGAGCACGCCCUCUACUGCAUCCCUCCCGUCUUACGACAGUGUAACUAAGCCAGAGAAGGAAAAACAAGACGACAACAACGAAGGCAAAGGGCGUAAGGAGAAGGGCCGAAACCAAAAAGAUGUCAGGGAAUCCAAAUGUUAAAGCUGCAGCAGUGCAACACAUGAACACUAACAAUGGUCAUAACAAUAGUGUAAGAAAAACAACUGUACUUUUAAGCAAGACAAAUGGAUACCCUGAAUCAAACUACACAGAUGUACAGAUUAAUUUCAUUUGCAAGUAAGAAAUCAUAUUUAAAAAAAUCCAAGUAUAAAGGAGCAAAACAAAAAUUGUUUACAAACUUCACAGGUUGUAUGGAUGCAGUGGAAAGCAUUGGGGUUAUUUCAAGCUUGACUCAAAAAGUUAAACCAAACAUAAUCAGCUUCCUGUGUGACACUGUUGCAUCAACACUUGAUUUAAACAAAAUCAAAUAGGAAUUUAACAAAGGAUUGAUACUUGAUAUUGUGUAUUAGAGGGCUACUCUGCGCUUCAGGACAGAACUUGUCAUUAAGCAGGAAUAUGAGAAACCAAGGGAAAACUGGGAUCCACAGCAUGGUGUUCCCCACAUCCGGAGAAUCCCGUGCUUAUGCAGUGCGUCUACGGAAUUUCCGUGAAGGAAAUGAACACUGCUUAUUAUGGAAGAAUCAGCUUCCAGAAGCGGACAGCGGAGGAGUCUGUGCCGCUUCUUUUCACUACUAUGUGGAAGAACUCAAAAAAUGAUUGUAAGAAUGAGCAGGGAUCAGUGGAGUGUGAUACACAAAACUUAGAGCUUGGCUGAUUCCAAUGGUAUCUUUGUGUUUGUCGGCACUAAAUAUACUUUACAUGGUCUUUACAUUAUUUGAGCGGCAAAAAAAGGAAAAGGGGAGGAACAACAAAAACAACAAGAAAAAAAAAUCAACAUUCAACAUUUUGCCCAUGUCACCCUCAGUAACAGUCAUCAUAUGUUUGUUAUACUUGCAUCAAAAGGCUUUUUUCUACAUGGGCUUUCACACUGAUAGGAUAGGGGGCAAUUGCCGGGGGCCUCCGAUACACAUCUCCAAAUGAAUAAUAAAUUAUUGUGCUUGUUCAAUGCAUAGAAAUGACUUGCAUGAUGGCAUGUUUUGAUCAGAAAUCUUGCAUGAGUAAUCAUAGUCCACAAGACACUAAUACAGACCACCACAGUGGCUUGACAAUACGUUAAAGGCUGUCCACUGGCUAAAUUUAUUACCAGAAAUUAAGUAUAAUCUGAUAACGUUGAAACUGAAUUGGCUGAAGACACUAAAUGAUGUUGUGUCCUUACUCGUCUCUGUUAAGUACACAAUACAAUAGACCUGCUUUGGGUUUUUGGCUUCAGUAACUACAGACUACAGAGAGCCUAUAAACAAUCAGUGGCUUUUGUUGAAAUGAUUGAUAGCAUUGCGGCACAUGCGUAAGGUAAACAGAACUAAAGAAGAACGCCCCUUUUUUUUGCUGCUCAGGAGAUUGUGAAUGGACAAAUGGAAUGUUGGAAUGUGUGUGAAUGGAGAUGACAUGAGGAAUGACCCUAGGAAAAAAAGAACACUGUAAAUCCUAUAGGUUCUUAUUUUAUUUGUAUGCAGCAAUAUCGCUUACCUUGCCUACAGCACUGGCCCCCUCCACGGGUCACAUGGUAGGUGAGUGCAGGGUUGGUUUAGGAGGGAGGGGUGGGUGCAGGGUGGGGGCACUAUUAGGGGUGUAGCACGUUGGCUGGCGUUUUUGAUCCUCAUCAGGGGUAAGAUCAAGAUGGGCUAUAACUGUUUUCGGGAAAGUGGCUUUUUUAUUUUAGAGAACUUGUUCUGGAGAUAUUAUUUAACUCUUGCAUUGUAUUUCGAGAGUUCUGCUAAUGUGUGUCUGUUACGUCUGAUGCCACGGGCAUCGGCUGUGCAUUUUUUAUGUAUGUAUAAAGCCAUCACAUCUUUAGCAAUUGUAUGAUUGUAGCUGGGGCACGGAUGAAUGCCAAACAGAGAAAGAGAAUCUGAAAGAGCGUGUAUUGGGAAGUCACAGCUGUAAAAGGAGAAGCCAAAGAGAUCUGUCUUGCUAUUCAGUGUGUGCUAGUUUGGUCUGAAAGUGUCUAGAAUGUCCCAGGAGUGGGAUGGGACAUGCACCCCCACUCUCCUGUUUUUUAUGCUUUCAGACAGACUGAUGCUUGUUGAGUUCCCCCAUCUUUCUCAGGAUACAAUGCAGAUUUAUCAUUCUAUUGACUCUGAUGUCAUCAGGAAGGGCGUGCCUAAGGCCCAGAGAAUGUGAUUUUUUGUUUCGUGGAAGAGCAGGCCUGGGUGUGCUGUUUUUAAGGCUCACACUCGCAGAGCAGGAGAUGUAGGGCUAAAAGACACAGAGCCGAGCUCCUCUCACCACCCAAAGCAGCUUCCAUCCGUGUGUGGAGUUUUGAAUGUUUCAACCAUCUACAAAACACAGUACAAAAACAGUAACUGCAGUAUGAAACAGGAUGCACUCUGCUGCAGGGAGGAAAACACUGUGAGGCGGAGAGAUUAGAUCGGACUGUCAAUCAAAUUCCACUCACCACUUCUCACCAUUAUCCCUGUGGAUACACAGGGAAUAUGUUAAGUCAACCCUUUGGUCAGCCAUGUUUCUCAUCAGUAGACCACCAACACCAAUGCAAUGCCAAAAAGCUAUUAGGGCAACUUCCAGUGAGCAAGGCAGCCAAUGUACGAGAGCAGAGCUGUUUGUGUUUCCUGUUUUUUUUAGCAACAUACCGUUUACUCAGAGCCCCUAAUUGGAAUUGAUCUGGUCCAGUUGCAGCAUGUGUGAGAUCAGUGAGGGCGUUGACCUGAAGCAAAAAAAUUAUUAUUAUAAAAAAAGAAAAGAAAACUCUGCUCAGCAAAACUAACACCAUUCGCACUUCCACAGCCAUCCAGGAUAGACUGUAUAAAUGAUACAUCAAAUCAUACAUUCAUUUAAAACAAAACAAAUGAAAAAUAAAUAAAAAAACAAUAUUGUACAGUACAGGCUAUGUUGCAAACGGCACAAAAUGCUGAAAAGUUAAGAAUGAACUUUUUAAGAAUCUAUAAAUAAUGUAAUAUAUAAUUUUAUUUUAACAGCAUGCAUAGUUUUGUGUAAAUACAGAAAUACUUAAAAAACUAUUGCUAUUAAUCUAAUCCUGAAGAAGAAGAAGAUGAAGAAUAAUAACCUGAAUAGAAUGGCUUCACUCAUUGCCCAGGUCUCACUUCGUAGACUGUGAAAUAUUUGUUAGAAGGAGUAGAUUUUUUGAGACACUUUUCACAUUAAAGAGGGGAAUCUAAUACAAAUAUAUAUAUAUAUAUAUUAAAAUGCAAAAAUUAUAUAAAUCUAUAUAUAAAUCUAGGCAUAUAUAGAGCUGGACAACAUAUGUAUCUAUGUAUACAUGUAUAUGUACAUAUGUGUAUAUAUAUGCACACAUAUACAUAUGUUUGUAUGCAUGAGUGUCUGUAUGUAUUAUAUAUAUAUAUAUAUAUAUAUAUAUAUAUAUAUAUAUAUAUAUAUAUAUAUAUAUAUAUAUAUAUAUAUAUAUAUAUAAAAACAUACAUACAUGUGGCAUUAGAACACUGUCCUCCACUGAGUUGACCUCUGCUUGGAGUGGAGGGGAAGCACCACUGACUGUCUUUUGCUCACAUUCUUAUUUCUUUUGUGCAAUACGUUCAGUGAACGACCAAAACUCUGGCCUGGCCCACACUGUGUGUGUGUGUGUUUGUGAGAGAGAGAGAGAGAGAAAGAACAUGUGAAAGAGAGUGUGAGAAUGUGUGUGAAUGAGCACAUGUCUGCAGGGGCAUUUGUAUGUGAGUGUGAGAGCGUGUGUGUGUGGGUCUGUGGGUCUAAUGCUAAGUGCAUGGUGAAGUAUUAGCUGCUUAUGUCUGUCUCCUGUAUUUGGGAGGGGAAUGCGUUUACCAGCACCUCAUUUUCUACCCAUGUCCUGUGUGAAGAUGACCCUCGAUCGCGCUGUCCUUCACCACACAUACAUGCAGACACACACAUACACACACCAACAUGCAUAAUUAUAUACAUAAAAUGCAUACUCACGUAUUCUCCUCCCUAUAAAUCUUUUUUGAUUUAAUGGUGUAGACACCAAAAAUCACGAUCUUCUCAGUAUGUAUGUAUGUAUGUGUGGUUAUGUGUGUGUGUGUGUGUCUGUGUCUGUGUGAGAGUGCGUGGACGAUCACUUGUGACAGCUUGGUCACUUUAAGCGUGUGUGAUGCAGCUUAGAGCAUAGCUUCUUCCUCAUCUACUAGGUACACAGCAAUGCAAUUUGCAAGUUGAGUUAGGCUUUCUAUUAUGGUUUCAGAUGUUUCUUGUCUGCGUAUGUUUGUUUCAGGUGCCUUUUGCUGCCUAUUUUGUUUGAUGAAAAUCUUGAUAAUGUUGCAUUACAAUUCUCCUAAACAAGUGGAGCUUGUUUAAAAUGAGCACUGGGGAAAAAUGUUCUAAAGGAUGUCUGAGACAUCUGUGAAUAAUAAUAAUAAAAAAAAAUAAAAUCCUUAACUGGCAUCAGCCUGACUUCAUCCUCAGAGGUUGUAGUAUAGUAUGGGGCAGGUGGCUGGAGUGCAACACUCUCAAUGUGACUGAGUGUACACUCUCAAGUGCUCGCUCUGUGAAUCUCUUAAUGGUUCAGCCUGUGGAGAGAUAAGCAGUCUGCCUUCUGUGCUCAGCUUCUGUUCAUUUCUGACCAUUUCUUUAUUUUUCUAUCGAUACUAAUUUGUGUAUGUUUUCUUUUUGUAGCAUGACUGAAAUGCUAUUUCUCUCAUUUGCUAAUAAUAAUAAUAAUAAUAAUUCAAAAGUGCUUAUUGGUUAACAAAGUUGUUCUUAUCUCUUGCCACUGAUGUUGGAAAGGAGAGGGUGUGUUGCACAACCACUUGGACUUAGUGAGAAUCAGUGAAAGAUUGUCUUCAUUUGAGCACGAAACCUUUUUCCAAACAAUAAAGCAGCCUUCCAGUUACAA